AAGUCCUAUAUAUAUAUAUGUAUCCUUUUUAAACGUUAGGUAUAAAGUGACUGUGAGGAUGCUGUGUUGCCUUCUUGCUGUUAGAUGGCAGCAUUAUAUCUUAUAUUAAUGUGUCAUCUGCGGCACCUUCCUGGACUGAACUGGCCCGUUGGACAAGCGUCUGAGACUUUUAUGGGCACACCGACGUCAGGGACUGAGCUUCACCGUGAAGAUGGCGGAGGCUGCGGACAGACCACAACACCGGUUUUUCUGUCACUGCUGUAAAUGUGAAACAAACCCCAAACUCCCGGAUUUAAUCUGCCCCAGGUGUGAAUCUGGCUUCAUUGAGGAGGUGACAGAAGACUCCAGCCUCCUGGAGAACAGCACAUCAGUGGCCAGUGAUGAUUCAAAUUCAUUGUUCUCAGAAUUAUGGCAGCUGCUGUUUAUGGAGCGCUCUGCCCUGCUGUCGCAUCCGCCCUCCUCAGAGUCCGACCCAGGUGACAGUGAGCAGGUAUCUGCUGGUCAGAGCCGUCUUUCACCGGUGUUGGCAGGAGCUGCUGAGGUCACAGAACCGGAGGCUCCUUCUCAACCUGAACAGGAGAGGUCAACCCGGCCUGAGCAAAGGCCUGCAGUGGAAGGGAUUGUGCAGCAGUUUUUGGCCGGCCUGUUUGCCAACAACGGAAACCCCGGUGCUGCACCAGCUGCACUAUCCAACAUGCUACAGUUGCACUCAAACCCUGGGGAUUAUGCGUGGGGUCAGGGAGGUCUGGACGCUGUCAUCACAGAGUUAUUAGGACAGUUGGAGAACACAGGUCCACCUCCUGCUGAAAAGGAGAUGAUCUCCUCCCUGCCUACAGUUUGUAUCUCUCAAGAACAGACAGCCUGCAGACUGGAGUGUCCAGUUUGCAGGGAGGAGUAUUUGUCAGGGGAAUCUGUCAGGAAGCUUCCCUGCCUCCAUUACUUCCACAGUGAAUGUAUAGUGCCUUGGCUGGAGCUGCAUGACACCUGCCCAGUGUGCCGCAAAAGCCUCGAAGGUGUCGACAACAGCCUCCAGCCCACAUCAGAUCCCCUAGAAGCUCGCUCCAUCAGGACAGAGCAACAGGAGAGGCAGGCGAUCUGAGAAACGGGCCAAGCAACUCUACCUCCUUAACUGUUUUCAAAAGGACACGCUUCUUUCUUGUCUCAGACCUCAGAUUUCCCUCCAUAUGAGCUGACUGCUUUUUAGAUAAAAUACAUUACACGCAUCUUUAACUCUUACUUGUUUCACGCAUCUCUGCUAAGGACCUUAAUGUGUUUUUUUCCUCCAUCAUAUUCUCCAUUUUCAUGCUACACUACACUAAAGGACCUGGCAGUUUGCUGACAAGAUGUGGAGGUGAUGUGUCCUUUUCGCUACUCUGCUCUCUUAGCUGGUUUUCUGAAUGGCUGAUUCAGAUGUCAUGAACUAAUCACCACUGAGCUGCUGGUUGUUUUCAAAAUAACGGGAAUUCAAAGAGUUAUGGAGUAACACUAUUAUACGAAGACUGGCGUUUGAAACAAUUUCUCAGCACUUCUGAACUUGUACCCUUCUCCACCUGAUGUGAUUCAGCAUCAUCCUCCUCUUAAUGUAAAGCUGUUAUUAAAGCCUAACCUCAGUCUCUCCCCCUCCGUUCUUCUCCCUUCUCUGUUCAGUAAUCAAGAUGGGUUAACUUUUGUUUGAACCUUUGUACUUGAAAAUUGUACUUUUUUGCACAUUGAAGCUUUUCUGUUUGGCAGUUGUGUAUUGUGACCAGCAGUGCAUUGUUGUAACUGUUUAAUAGACAGCUGGUUCUUUUUUUCUGAUCUCAGACCUCAAUGUAAUGAAGUGGAAAAGAUGAGUCAAAUAUCCCAGUACACGUAUAAUACUGCAGAAUAUAACCCAAUAGAUAAUAAUUAAAUGGAAUAACGCAGUAUCAUAGAUUAGAAAAUAGGCUGCAAAUCUUGAUUUCAAUACUCACUAGAAUAUAAUUGUAUAAAGCAGAAUACAGCAACAUACAAUAUAGUGCUGAAACAAUUAGGAAAUCGUCCAGAAAAUUGUCAACAGUUUUGAUAGCUGAUCCACUGUUAAAUCAUUAAUGAAGUGUAAGUGCCAAACCUUAAUUGGUUUUGGUUUCUCUAAUGUGCAGACAAUGUGGUGAUGUGUCACUUUUGGAUCUGGGAACUUGUGGUCGAUAUUUUAUUCCUUUUUUGUGUGUGUGUGUGUGUGUGUGUGUGGACAUUUUACAAAUGUGCCAUACCACAUUAUUAAUUUGAGUGGGAAAAGAGUGCUGCAUCACAUUAUUAUGUUCCCUAUUGAUUACCUUUGGGAUUAAUCUUAAAUCUUAAAUAAAUUGUCAGAAGACUGAGUCCAGUGAGGCCUGACCAAUACUGGAUUUUUGGGGUUGAUGCCGACACUGAUAUUAGCGAGUCAAAAAAUUCCAAUAUUGAUAUAUUGGCUGAUAAUCUUACACAUAGUACA
Scomber scombrus (Atlantic mackerel) is the source of this 2452-nucleotide messenger RNA. RefSeq names its product ring finger protein 115b (gene rnf115b). Gene Ontology annotation, biological process: protein ubiquitination. The transcript has 9 exons. Gene Ontology annotation, molecular function: ubiquitin protein ligase activity. The coding region runs from base 212 to 1099 and encodes 295 amino acids. Lineage: Eukaryota; Metazoa; Chordata; Actinopteri; Scombriformes; Scombridae. The record is from RefSeq and is a predicted model, not a curated record. Gene Ontology annotation, cellular component: cytoplasm.